Messenger RNA from Caenorhabditis angaria, 695 nucleotides. Lineage: Eukaryota; Metazoa; Nematoda; Chromadorea; Rhabditida; Rhabditidae. The record is from the annotation of a GenBank genome assembly.
UUGCAUCAAAAAAGGUGAGAAAUGAAGAAAACAGCAAAACGUGAACAAACAAAAAAAUUCGAAACAAAAAUAAAACAACGACAUUCCGCUUGCCCGUUGUUUAGCAGCGCGGCAUUUCAAACAAUAAUUAUUUUUUUCAGAAAAAUGCGGAUUUUAUCGAUUUUCCUGGGGAUUAUCGUGAUUGCUCAUGCCAGAGUCAACAGAACUGUUGGAGCACUUUGGAAUCUUGAAGAAGUCACCGAAUGCGAACUUCAUUAUAACGCUUUGGUAGGGUUUUAUUGAUUUUUCCUGGAAACAAUGAGGAAUUUCUAGGUUUAUAACAAUUAUGGUUGUUGGUGUGGAAUUGGAGGAUCUCACGAACCUGUGGAUGGUAUCGAUGAAUGCUGUAUGCAUCACGAUAAAUGCUAUGACGCGGCCGUAGAUCAAAAAGUAAGAAUUUUAUUGAUAAUCUGAAGCAAAAACGCUCUAUCGCACAGAUUUGCCCCAACGUGGAAUUCGAAUACGUGGAUGAUUACACGUGGCAUUGUAUUGAUAACGUGGCACAAUGUGCUGAUACCAACACGGGAUGUAAAGCAGCAAUGUGUGAAUGUGACAAAAAAGUGGUGGAAUGUUGGGGAAAAUUCGCGAAACCUGAGAAAAAACCGAAAUGUAAUCGAACAAAUUGGGCGCGACAAACUAAACAUUUUCAACAUUGA